Messenger RNA from Zymoseptoria tritici IPO323, 579 nucleotides. RefSeq lists its product as uncharacterized. The annotation marks the transcript as partial. The transcript has a single exon. The record is from RefSeq and is a predicted model, not a curated record. Lineage: Eukaryota; Fungi; Ascomycota; Dothideomycetes; Mycosphaerellales; Mycosphaerellaceae.
GAGAAAAAGCGAUCUGCCACAAGCCGUGCAGAAAUGCAAGCAACAGUUGAGUCAGUGGCAUCACAUGCUUCAACAAAAAUCCGGAGUGAGCACUCUCGAGACCGGUCAGCGUCGCGCGAAAGUAAGUCGGCUUCGAAUAUGUCGAAGGGGAACAGUUCCGCCUCGAGACAAGCUUCGGAGACCAUACGGUCGCGCAAUUCUGCAGAGGACAACAAUCGUGAAGAGACCAAGUACGAAGAUGGCUGGCACGAGGUCGCUGAAGACGCGAGGGCAGGGUCGAGAUCGAGGUCUUCUCGACGGAGCCAAGAUCACAGGAGCCACAAUCCCGCAGACUCUCACCGCAGUGGCCACCGCGAGAAGGAAGGCAGAGUCUCGUGGUCAAAGACUGAGGCCAACAAGUCAAAGCAAUCUUCGAAGAAGGAGGAAGGAGGAUCUCACCGUUCAUCCCACCAUUCGAAACACGACAAGCCUAACAAAGAUAGAAGUCUAGGCCCCCAGUCUCCAGUGACUUCUACGAGCAGGAAAGAUCGAAUAUCGCAGCAUUCUUCCCGCCCGUCCGAGAGGUCAAACCGCUGGGAU